Nyctereutes procyonoides (raccoon dog) is the source of this 1227-nucleotide messenger RNA. Its product is annotated as ras-GEF domain-containing family member 1A-like. Gene Ontology annotation, cellular component: plasma membrane. The transcript is spliced from 9 exons. NCBI's taxonomy places the organism in Eukaryota, Metazoa, Chordata, Mammalia, Carnivora, Canidae. Gene Ontology annotation, biological process: positive regulation of GTPase activity; Ras protein signal transduction. The record is from RefSeq and is a predicted model, not a curated record. Gene Ontology annotation, molecular function: guanyl-nucleotide exchange factor activity.
AUGGAGCUCCUAGAACGAGAGGGCUUUCCUGCCCUGUUCGCCACUGUCCCUUUGGUGCCUAGCACCACGCGUAGUGGGGAGGAAGCCAAGCUCAAGUCUUUCUCAGCCAAGAUCGUACAGCUAUUUAAGGAGUGGACAGAGGCCUUCCCCUAUGACUUCCAGGAUGAGAAGGCGAUGGCCGAACUGAAGGCCAUCACUCACCGGGUCACACGGUCUGAGGAGGAGAAUGGCACAGUGAAGAAGGCCAUUGCCCAAAUGACACAGAGCCUGCUGCUGUCUCUGGCUGCCUGAAGCCAGCUACAGGAGCUUCGGGAGAAGCUCUGCUCACCAGCCAUGGACAAAGGGUCUGUCCUCAAGGCUAAGUCCCCAGCCACUCAGAAGGACAUCCUGGGCGUGUGCUGCGACCCACUGGUGCUGGCCCAGCAGCUGACUCAUCUAGAGCUGGAGAGGGCCAGCAGCAUUCACCCUGAGGACCUGAUGCAGAUGGUCAGCCACAUGGACUCCCGGGACAAGCACAGGUGCCGAGGGGACCUGACCAAGACCUAUAGCCUGGAGGCCUAUGACAACUGGUCCAACUGCCUUAGCAUGCUAGUGGCCACCGAGGUGUGCCGGAUGGUGAAGAAGAAGCACCAGACCCGCAUGCUCGAGUUCUUUAUUGAUGUGGCCCAGGGGUGCUUCAACAUCGGGAAUUUCAUCUCCAUGAUGGCCAUCAUCGGUGGCAUGAACCUCAGUCCUGUGGCGAGGCUGAAGAAAACGUGGUCCAAAGUCAAGAUGGCCAAAUUUGAGGUCUUGGAGCACAAGGUGGAUCCGCUGCAGCGACUCCCUGCAGCCGCCCCGGGAGCCGACCGCCGGGGGAGCGGGAAAGUUUGUCCCGCAGCCCAGGGGCAGCGGAGGUGCCCUCGGGUGCUCCCCCGCCCCCGCCGGCCGCAGCCCGAGCGCCCGGAACCGCGGCCCGGGCCCAGGCAGCGGCUCUGGCCGCCCAGGAGCGCCAGCGCCCCAGGGCUGCGGGGCGAGCAUCGCAGGCCCGCACGAGUCUCGCCUCCUCCCCCGCCGCCCAGCGCCCGAGCGGCAGCCCAGGCCCCGCCCCCUCGCCUGGCCCACCCCAAGCCGAUGUUUCAGACUUUCUGUUUCCCUCCCCGAACCUCUGACAUCACCAGGCUCCAGCCAGGAGGCCUCUGCUACAGAGAGAUCAUCACGGAGGCCAUCGCCUCGGUGCCCCGCCAGUGA